CUCUCUCUCUGUCUCAAACCAUUCCCUCCUUAAUGUGCAGAAAGUGGAAGCGCUUGCUUGCCGGGAAGUACUGAAGCAACAAGAAAAGCGAAGCAAAGGCUCCGCGCUGCAGAAAGCAGGGGAGGGAAAGGGCAAGUGAAACGAGCUGGUAGUUGGUCGGCAUUGCUUGCUGCUUCGGCACAGCACACAAGCUUCUUGUUUCCCGGGCCGCGCCGUUCGUUCUUGUCGCUCGUGCGCUUCCCCACUCCCCCGCACACUUCUCAAGACACGCACCACCCUCCCUUCCUUCAUCGAUUUCUUAAUCGACCCUUCUUUCGAAUUUUGGAAGAAAACGGAGAAACCGCAAAAAGAAAGAAACUUCCCUGUCUGUCUGAUUUAUUUAUACCUCCCCCGGCUUUGUUUAUCGAUUCUUGAUCUCCCCCCCCGGCAGCCAUUCACACACGUCCACACACCUUUCCUUGUUCCGCCAUCUCCUCUUCGGAACCCAAGUGCCCGACCCCUGGAAUUUCUCUGUUGGGUUCAAUGCAUUGUGGCAGUUGAAAUCGAAAGAGAGUGCUGUUCUGGUUCUGCUUGCGAUUUGGCUUCUACGAGCCAUGAUCUCAGGAGGGUCGGUGGAUUUCGUGUUGAAUUGUCCACGUUUUUGCUUUGCGCUGAAACCGAGGUUUUGGUGGAGCUUGGGAAUACCAGCUGCUGCAUCCUGUGGUUUUCGGCGGUAUUGAGCGAAAUUUGGUGCUUGAAUUCAUGGUGUCGCGGGGUAUAAGUAGUGAUUUGAGCUGCUCGAAAAUAUUGAUAGCAUUGAGGAAGAGGGGGUGGUGAUCCGAGUUGGUUCUUUGAUAUGAAUAUUAGGCCAAUUGCAAGACAUGCUGGGUCAUAAUGACGGGGAGAGUGAUCAGUUCUUUGAUUCUGCUGAGCAAUUUUCGUUUCCUGAAGAGUCGGAUGUGGCUAAAGAUGAAGUAGAAUUGAGUCCAAGUGAGUUUCGGUACGACAUUUGGUUGAACGAACCACAAAGUGUCAAAGAAAGGCGCGAUACCUUCUUGCGCGGGAUGGGUUUUGCUGAAUUCAGUUUUCCGGUCGUGUCUUCUGAUGAAAGUGAGAUAGAUGUGGAUAGGUUAAGCGUGUGCAGUGGAGCUGUUUCGAGCUCACUUUUGUCCGGAACUGAUUCUACAGAGCAAGAUUUUGCGUGCUCUAGAAAUGGACAGGAAGAUGAUGGAGAUUAUAUGGUUGAUGAAUUUGAUGAACAGGAGCACAAAUCGGCCGAUGUGGGUGCAGAUGGGUUUUCACAUUCACCUGUGAAAUGCAAACAGACAUCUCUUGAAAGUAAAGCGAGAAUGAAUUGGUGGUGGAAAUUUUUUGGGAACAAGAGGAACAACAAACAUAACAUGUCAAUUUCUGAAUCAUUCAAACCAGAUCCUGAAGUACCCAGAUUGAGAAAGCUGAACACCCGACACUACAAAAAGAGGUGGAUGGAAUUAUCCGCACUCUACGUCGGACAAGAAAUUCAAGCUCACGACGGCAUAAUCUGGACGAUGAAGUUCAGUCCAGAUGGCGAAUUCUUGGCAACUGGUGGUUCAGAUGGCAUGGUCCGGAUAUGGCGGGUUGCAUCAGGAGAUGCCUCUCAUAGUUAUGUGGAUACUUGCGAAGGUGAUAAUUGCAGCUUGGUAAAAAAGGACAUGUCGGGCUCUAAAGGAAUCAAGUCGAACCACGCCUCAGUUUUAAUGCCAGAUCAAAUCUUCUGGAUCAGUGAAUCACCGUUGCAUGAGUUUCGCGGCCAUACGAGCGAUGUUCUGCAGGUGGCUUGGUCUUCUUCUAAUAAACUGCUUUCAUCUUCUAAAGACAAUACCGUUCGUCUGUGGAAAGUGGGUUGCGAUCGAUGCCUGGAUGUCUUCCGUCAUAGUAAUUAUGUGACGUGCAUUCAAUUUAACCCUCUCGAUGAGAACUACUUCAUAAGUGGUUCUAUAGAUGGUAAAGCUCGGAUUUGGGGAAUAUCCGAAAGGCGAGUUGUGGAUUGGGCAGACGCGCGAGAUGUAAUAACCGCCAUUUGCUACCAGCCUGAUGGAAAAGGAAUUGUUGUUGGUAGUAUCACAGGCACUUGCCGUUUCUUUGAGAUGUCAGGCAAUCAUCUCCAGCAAGAUGUAGUUAUCCAUGGUCAAGGUAAAAAAAGGACCUUUGGCAACAAGAUCACUAGCAUUCAGUUUUCUCGGGAAAAUUCUCGAAGAGUGAUGAUCUCGUCAGAAGAUUGCAGACUCCGUAUUUUAGAAGGAACAGAUAUCAUCUCCAAAUACCGAGGGCAUCCAAGGUCGGUAAAGCAGAUGUCUGCUUCUUUUACUUCGAGCGGCAAUCACAUGGUAUCUACUGGAGAGGAUCGCGUUUACUUGUGGAACUAUGAUGACUUUGGUGUGCCUCCUUCCAAGAGCACGAAGUCCAUGCGCUCUUGUGAAUACUUUUCAUCCGAAGGUGUGUCGAUUGCAGUACCAUGGUCAGGCACACAUAGAGGACUGAAGGACCUAGGAAAUCACAAAUGCAGAUGCUCCUUUUGCGUACCGAAUCAUAGAGAACCCGAACAAUUUUCGCUCGGUAAUUGCUUCUCACUCGACAGGUCAUGCAUGGGCUCUGCCACAUGGCCCGAAGAGAGGCUUCCUCUAUGUGAAGUUCCACUCACGGAAGAAUAUUGCGAAUCCGGGAAGCAUCAAGGAGACCUCUCCCUUUCAGAAGCAUGGGGCCUCGUGAUUGUGACGGGAAGCUACGACGGUAAACUCAGAGCUUUCCAUAAUUAUGGACUGCCGGUCAGGCUCUAGAAACUCUUUUGGAUCAGCUCAGGAUGAAGCUUAAGUUUGUAUCUGAAAGUACAGGACAAGAAGACACUGAAGUUAACAGAGCUCAGCAAUUCCAUGUUCUCCUUGUCCAUUCAAAGAUGGUUCCAGGCAAAAUGAUCAAGUAGUAUCCUGUUGUCCAUCAGAAUGAGUUUUGUAAGCUCGUUGAAAGAGGUUUUGUAAUUUUCCGUGUAAUUAGCAUUCUUUCUUGAGUAGAGUGAAUUUGCCCGAGUAUUCAGCAA
Messenger RNA from Syzygium oleosum, 3052 nucleotides. RefSeq lists its product as uncharacterized. NCBI's taxonomy places the organism in Eukaryota, Viridiplantae, Streptophyta, Magnoliopsida, Myrtales, Myrtaceae. The record is from RefSeq and is a predicted model, not a curated record. The transcript has 8 exons. Bases 861 to 2795 code for a protein of 644 amino acids. Gene Ontology annotation, molecular function: protein binding.